Seriola dumerili (greater amberjack) is the source of this 1081-nucleotide messenger RNA. RefSeq names its product RAB10, member RAS oncogene family (gene rab10). The coding region runs from base 384 to 989 and encodes 201 amino acids. Gene Ontology annotation, cellular component: Golgi apparatus; insulin-responsive compartment; recycling endosome. Gene Ontology annotation, biological process: cellular response to insulin stimulus. The record is from RefSeq and is a predicted model, not a curated record. Gene Ontology annotation, molecular function: GTPase activity; GTP binding. The transcript has 6 exons. Lineage: Eukaryota; Metazoa; Chordata; Actinopteri; Carangiformes; Carangidae.
AGAGAGAGAGUUUGUGUGUGAGAGAGAGAGAGAGAGGAGCCAUUUUGUCCCGACUGUGUGGGAGAAAAGAAAGAGUGGAAAAGAGGAAUCACACGGGAGGAGAUCCUAUUUUUGCUUUCUGUCCUCAUGCUGUAAGGGGGGAAAACAGUCGGGCUCGGGAAUUAUAACUUCUCGGACAAGUCAACGGACACGUUAUUUGGGUGGUAUUUAGCCAACUAGCUCGCCAAGCUAAUCAACAAAUCCCAGAUUGUUAACUGUUAACAGUCAAGAGGAGCGGGGCGGUUGGUCGGUUUGGCGAAGGAGCUGGCUUUAGACUUCACAUAGGAAGUGACAGGUUAUUCGUUUUUUUUGUACCUAUCUGGGUGAACACAAGCUAUUUUUCAAUGGCGAAGAAGACGUACGACUUGCUGUUCAAGCUGCUUCUGAUCGGAGACUCGGGCGUGGGGAAGACCUGUGUGCUGUUCCGCUUCUCUGACGACGCCUUCAACACAACCUUCAUCUCCACCAUAGGAAUAGACUUCAAGAUCAAAACUGUUGAAUUGCAAGGAAAGAAGAUCAAACUACAGAUCUGGGACACAGCGGGCCAGGAGCGGUUCCACACCAUCACCACCUCCUACUACAGAGGAGCCAUGGGCAUCAUGCUGGUCUACGACAUCACCAACGCCAAGAGCUUCGAAAACAUCAGCAAAUGGCUGCGCAACAUUGAUGAGCAUGCAAAUGAGGACGUUGAGAGGAUGCUGCUAGGCAACAAGUGUGACAUGGAGGACAAGAGGGUUGUACCAAAAGCCAAGGGGGAGCAGAUUGCGAGGGAGCACGGCAUUAGGUUUUUUGAGACGAGCGCUAAGGCCAACAUCAACAUCGAGAAGGCUUUCCUCACGUUAGCAGAAGACAUCCUCAGAAAGACGCCUGUAAAAGAGCCCAACAGUGAAAACGUCGACAUCAGCAGUGGAGGCGGAGUCACAGGCUGGAAGAGCAAGUGCUGCAGUUGAACAACUCCUCUGUUUCACUCACACUAACGCACACAAUCACACACACACACACACACACACACACACACACACACACACUCACAUACAUACAC